AUGUUUGGUGUAUAUUGCUUUGUAGUAUUUGCCUUUGACUCCUUGCACUUCAAUGAAGUUCUCGAUCUAAAGUUUCGUGGUGCACACACUACGUUCCAGUCUGUUACUUUUGCCCUUAAUUUUGCCAUCUUUUUCUUACCAUGUGUUUUUGCGUCCUGGGUGACUUGGAAAUGUGAAGAUAUUCUAUUCAAAUUGAACAACAUGAGUGCAAAAGACUGGAACGAGGGGCACCCUUUUCGUGAACGCAAUAAUGUCAAUGCAUUUCUGUUUUAUGCUGAGCCGAGCAGGUGUGGAUUUAGAAUUAGAAACAUAACGUUUCGAUCCAGUGGUACCUGGAUUUCAGUGCUGCUUGGCCUGUUUGGUUUUGGAUUACGAUUGUUUCAGUAUUUUCAAUGA
Porites lobata is the source of this 396-nucleotide messenger RNA. NCBI's taxonomy places the organism in Eukaryota, Metazoa, Cnidaria, Anthozoa, Scleractinia, Poritidae. The record is from the annotation of a GenBank genome assembly.